AAUAUACCAUAGAUCUUUGGGUAUGUUCUAUGGUUAACGCUAGUCAAAUUAAAAGGGGUUUAAGGAUUUUGCCAUAUUUGUUUUUAAAAAAUAUAUUUGCAGUUUUGCUUUUACAAGUAUUAAAAUAAUUUGACGAUGGCGGAAGCUGUUGAAAUUUCAGAAAACAAAUCGAGUCAUAAUAAAGAAAAAGGUGAAAAUAUGGAAUGUGCGGUUUGCCUACAAAAAUGUAUUCAUCCAGCCAAACUGCCAUGCGGACACAUUUUUUGUUUUUUAUGUGUGAAAGGAUUCGCAAAUCAGAACAAGAAAUGUGCGAUGUGCAGACAAGAAAUACCUAGAGAUUUUAUAGAACAACCAAACUUAUUAGAACCAGUAUUAUUAGAUAAAACUGUAACUUUUGAUGAUGGAUUUCAAUGGUUUUACGAAGGAAGAAACGGUUGGUGGCAAUACGAUGAACGUACAAGCAAAGAUCUGGAAAAUUCUUAUAAAAAUAAUGAGAAAACCUGUGAAUUAUUGAUCGCAGGUUUUUUGUAUAUAGUAGAUUUGGAAAAUAUGUUGCAGAUUAGACGUAACGAUCCAUCUAGGAGGCGUAGAAUCAAAAGAGAUUUUGCGUCUGUACCUAAAAAAGGAGUUGCUGGUCUACACGGUAACAAACAGACUAAUUAUGACGAAAAUCCUAAUGAAUUUCAUGAAGUUAAUACUAACGAGAUAGAUAUAAAUUUAAAUGAACAAGAAGUACAAAUUUCCGGAGAAGUUGAAUUAGAAGUAACUUUAGAUAUGCUAAAUGAUCUGCAUCUAAAUGAUAAUCAAUGAUAAAUUGAUUAUUAUUCAUAAAAUAAUAAAAUUGGCAAGAAAAAUCUAAAUAUAUCUAAUCUAAAUACAAAUUAACCGAAAUUACGUGAAAAAAAUUCAGUGUUACAAUUGAUAAAAAGCGGCUAAGCCGGAUCUGUGUAUAAACAUUAGUUUUGUUCGUGAAUCUGAUUAUCUUUGUUCGCGUUCGAGCUUGAUUCGGAAUCGGUGUAGAAAACAAAUUAAUUCAGUUUUAAAUUUUCAAUGACAGUUCUGUGGUCGCGUUCUAAAUUGAUUCCAAUAAUCGAUAGCUUUGUUCGCUAGUUUGAUUCGGAAUGAGGAACCUAUCGCACGCAUAUUUUAAAAAUUGUAGCUCGCGUGCUGCUCAGUUCUGCAUUUUUAUCGACAGUUCCGUGUUUAUUUUUGUGAUUUUUACCCUAACCUCUAAGUUUUUCUAUGUGCUUCGAGUAAGCCAUAUGUCAAAGUAGACGUUUUUAAAUUGUUCAGAACGUGUUUUGAACAAAGAAUGCGCCUUCGAAUCGUUCAGAACUUAUUGGGAAUGUGUUCAAAUUAAUUCAGCAUAUACUGAAUUAUAAGAUAGAUAAAAUAUUUAUUUUAUUGUAGUUUCUGUAGAUUAAUAAAUUAUAUUUGGAAAAAAUAUAUUUUUGUAACUUUUUUGAAAAUAUUUAUAAUUCACUUGAAUUAUUUUAAAUUACAAUAUAAAAUGUUUGCAACUUUA
Molecule: messenger RNA, 1525 nt
Organism: Diorhabda sublineata
Lineage: Eukaryota; Metazoa; Arthropoda; Insecta; Coleoptera; Chrysomelidae
Product: E3 ubiquitin-protein ligase rnf146-like
Exons: 4
Coding region: 136-810 (224 amino acids)
Biological process (GO): Wnt signaling pathway; ubiquitin-dependent protein catabolic process
Cellular component (GO): nucleus; cytoplasm
Molecular function (GO): ubiquitin protein ligase activity; poly-ADP-D-ribose binding; zinc ion binding
Source: RefSeq, a predicted model, not a curated record